AUGUCUUCAAAACAAAUUAAUAUUUUUUUGACUGGUGCAACUGGUUACAUUGGAGGUUCCAUUUUAACUGGUCUUCUUAAUCAUCCAAAUGCUUCGAAUUUCAAAAUAACUGCUCUCAUUCGUGGUGAUGAAAGUAGAGUAAAGAAACUCGAAUCACUUGGUGUUACUCCUGUUGUUGGAUCAAACGAUUCACAUGAUAUUAUUGAGAAAGCAGCAAGUCAAUCAGAUGUUGUUAUUCAUACAGCUGAUUCAGCUGAUGAUCUUCCUUCAGCAAAAUCAAUUGUCUCGGGUUUAAAUAAACGAACUCAAACAACAGGAAAACAAGUCAUUUAUAUACAUACUAGUGGUACUGGUGUUCUUGCUGAAGAUGUUCGUGGCAAAAGAGGAUCAAACACAGUUUACAACGAUCUUGAUCCUGACCAAAUCAAUGGUCUAGCUGAAAUUCAAAUACAUCGAAAUGUUGAUCUCUUUAUAAUCAAUGCAGCACAAGUUAACCCUUUAUUAAAAAGUGUUAUUGUUCUCCCCUCCGUCAUCUAUGGCACGGGCACGGGUCUGUUUAAGCGUCAAACCAUCGUAUUCGUAAAAUUAAUUCAGAUUGCCUUACAACAGGGAAAGCUAGGAUUGAUUGGACCAGGUGAAGCAACAUGGGAUAAUGUUCAUAUUGAUGAUUUAGUUGAUGCUUACAUUAUUCUUUUCAAUGAACUUCUCGCUGCUUAUGGACCUGAUGCGAAACCUGAUGUAAAACCUAAUCCAUAUUUAACUACAGGACGUGAAGGCUACUACUUUGUUGAAAAUGGGCGGAAUACAUGGCGAGAAAUAUUCGAAAAAGUCAGUGAAAUUUUACAUAAGAAAGGAUACAUUCAAUCAUCAAAAGUCACAAGUAUUCCCGAUGAUGAGAUAAAUACUGUUUUUCCUGAACCAUUUCGCUGGUUUCUUGGUACACAGUCAAAUGCUACGGCUCAGCGACUACGAAAAUUGGGAUGGAAACCAUAUCGACCUAGUGUUCUCGAUACUAUUGAACAAGAAGUUGAUGCUACAAUCAGCGAAAACAAAAAUUGA
Rotaria sordida is the source of this 1059-nucleotide messenger RNA. NCBI's taxonomy places the organism in Eukaryota, Metazoa, Rotifera, Eurotatoria, Philodinida, Philodinidae. The record is from the annotation of a GenBank genome assembly.